CUGCUCGAUAAAUGCGUGAUCGUGUACCUCGACGACAUACUGGUUUACAGCACUAUCCGGAGCACCAUUUGAAGGAUUUGGAAGCAGUUUUCUCUCUCUUGCGGCAGCACCCGCUCAUCACCAAGGGCUUAGAGUGCAAGUUUCUAAAACACAAACUGGAGUUUUUGGGACACGCCAUUUCCAUCGACGGUGUUAAAAUCGAUCCCAAGAAAAUCGCGACGAUACAAGACUGGAAGCCGCCGGCUAAUCUCCGUGAACUUCAGAGUUUUCUGGGGACUGUCAAUUACGCCCGCCAUUUUGUUCCGAACAUGGCGAGGGUAACUUCCACUCUCAUGGAUCUCCUGCAGAAGGGCACGUUUUAUGAGUGGGGGGGAGAGCAGCAGGCUAUGUUCGAACAGCUCAAACUUCUCCGCUAAUCUGCUGCUAACUGGCCUAUUCACCCACG
This is a messenger RNA of Closterium sp. NIES-67, 445 nucleotides long. Lineage: Eukaryota; Viridiplantae; Streptophyta; Zygnematophyceae; Desmidiales; Closteriaceae. The record is from the annotation of a GenBank genome assembly.